AUGGCGACGACAAUAUCAAAAAACGUGCAAUUGGCCAAGGCGCUCCCGGCCCGGCUGCUAACUUUCCUCGCGCGGUAUCCGCCGGCCGCAAUCCUCCCCGACGGCGCAACCCCCGAAACUCACAAGACAGCGUAUCAAGAAGAGACGCCAAACCCGUUUCUGCCGACCAAACACCCCGUCACCGGGAGGUGGCACAACCCAAAGUACUCCUUGCGCCGACAGGCUGAGUUGGUAAAGAUGGCGCGAGAACACCACGUUGAGGAGUUGCUGCCUUUUACACCCAAAGGCACCGAGGAGAGGUUACGCAAGAGGGUCGAGCUUGGUUUGCGCGUCAAGGGUACCGGUGUUGGGCAGAAGGUCAAGGGUCACAAGCACGAGAGGCAGCUCCAGGCAAAGAUGGAGAAGAGGAGAGAAGCUAUGCUCAAGAUGCCGGAGCUCAUCAGGCAAUACAGAAGUAUGCCGAGAUGGAAGUUCACAAAGACCUUCAAGUUCCCCAAAUAA
Molecule: messenger RNA, 501 nt
Organism: Canariomyces notabilis
Lineage: Eukaryota; Fungi; Ascomycota; Sordariomycetes; Sordariales; Chaetomiaceae
Exons: 3
Coding region: 1-501 (166 amino acids)
Cellular component (GO): mitochondrial large ribosomal subunit
Molecular function (GO): structural constituent of ribosome
Source: RefSeq, a predicted model, not a curated record